GGUGGGGAUGCCGUGAUGGCCCGCCAGUCGGCGGCAGCCCACAAGGUGAGACCGGCCUGGCCCGUAAAGCAACACGGCAACCCACCACCUACGUCGUCGUCUCCGCCGCCUUGCUCUAUCCAUCCGUCGGCGAUGCAGGCCGCCGUCGCCUUGAGCCAGAGCCAGGCGUCCCUUCUCGUCCGGCGGCUCCCAAGGCCUUACUACUACGCCGGCGGGCCGGAGCCGGAUGAUGGUGUGCUGCUGCUAGGACGACGAGGCGUGUCGCUCCCGCUCCCGCUCCCGCGGCUGCGGCUGCGGCGCGCCUGUUGCUCCUCGAGCCUACCCGUCGGUACCGGCGCCGGCGCCGGCAGUGAGCAUGUCCUUGUAUUCCCAAGACAAAAAACAUGGGAUCCUUACAAGCUUCUUGGUGUUGACCAUGAUGCAUCUGAAGAAGAGAUCAAUAGUGCAAGAAACUUCCUCCUUCAACAAUACGCUGGGUAUGAAGAAAACGAAGAGGCAAUUGAAGGUGCCUAUGAUAAGAUAAUGAUGAAGAGCUACUCACACCGUAAGAAGUCCAAAAUCAACCUGAAAAGGAAAUUAAUUAAGCAAGUGGAAGAAUCCCCAUCAUGGGUUAAGUCACUGCUUGGACACUUUGAGGUGCCAUCGAUGGAUGUUGUGUCAAAAAGAUUUGCUCUUUUCGGAUUUAUUGCUGGGUGGAGCAUCGCAACUUCUGCUGAGACUGGACCUACCUUCCAGCUUGCACUGGCACUCGUGUCAUGCAUAUACUUUCUCAACGACAAGAUGAAAAACCUUGCCAGGGCGUCUGCUACAGGGCUUGGACUCUUUGCGGGUGGCUGGAUAGUAGGUUCGCUGGUAGUCCCAGUGAUCCCGGCAUUUGUUUUCCCGCGUACUUGGUGUCUGGAGCUCCUUACUUCGCUGGUCGCUUAUGUAUUUCUAUUCUUGGGUUGCACUCUCGUCAAGUGAAAUCUGUGACACUUGAAACCGUUGUUGUUUCUGCGAGAUUUUCUGUUGCUGA
This is a messenger RNA of Aegilops tauschii subsp. strangulata, 1015 nucleotides long. Its product is annotated as protein CHAPERONE-LIKE PROTEIN OF POR1, chloroplastic. The record is from RefSeq and is a predicted model, not a curated record. NCBI's taxonomy places the organism in Eukaryota, Viridiplantae, Streptophyta, Magnoliopsida, Poales, Poaceae. Gene Ontology annotation, cellular component: chloroplast membrane.